UAUUACACUUAACGAAAAUGCUUUGCAAAAAAGUGAUUAAUUGAAAAUUCUUACUACCCUAAUCCCUUUAGUGGGUUUGUCUUCUCCUUGGCACUGUAAAGAAAAUGUCUUUCCAUUUACUCUUUUCCUGGACAUCCACAAAGAUUUCAAAACCAAAAUCAGCCAAUACUAGGUUCAGCCGUUCAACACUUUUACCGAGACUAACGAGCAGCAAUUAAUUUAUAUAUUUAUGAAUAUCUUACUAAGAGAUAUAUACAAGUAUGUAUAUUGGUGCCUUAUUUUGAGCUUUAAUUGCUGCUUCUAGUGAACUGAGUUUUUACUACCAGAUACGAUUAAAUCGUAAUAAUCUUUGCAUUUCUAUAUCUUUAUAUAUAUAUACACACAUAUGUAUAAGCUUUGAAUACUGAGUCAAGUUCAAGUUGAGAUACUGAGAUGAGAUACUGCAGACGUUAACUUGAGUGGCAAUGGGCAUUUUCAUGUAGAUUCACAAGUUGGUACGUCUCUGAUGCAAGCUUAAAAGAGAGCAUGCCUUCAUAUCCAUUUGCAUAUUUGAAUGAAGCAUAUUAAAAUGCGUAAAGAAUACGUCUCCUAACUUGUUUCUAUAUUUCCAGUUGACUCGGCAGUUAAAGCUCGCUUGAGUGUCUUUUCAAGUUGCUCUUUAAACUCGCUGAGCAGAAUGUUACUUAUACACAGUGGAGCACUGAGCAGCAAAGCAGUCGGGCAAGGCUUAUGGAAGUGUGAAGAUUUUAAGACAACCUGCAAGUAUUAUAUUGAGCAACAACAAAAUGUUGUUUUCACAUAGUUGUUGCCUUCACGCAGUGGUGCUAAUAUUAACCGUUCCGGCCUACGGCGCACCCACAGAGCAGCAGAAAGUGGUAGCCAGCAGCAGACAACGGCUCAAGCGUCAAAUUUUCUCCAACUUCGGUGGCGACAAUACUUUCUUCACACCAAUGGACUUUAAUUUUCGACCGAACUCUUUUGUGCGUCCGCAGUGGGGACGCCCCGGUCCAGGCGAACCGCUGAUAUUUAGCAAUGAUAGGGGGCAAACACUCACCAGCACAACAACUACAAUACCAUCACCAUCACCAUCUAACGGUCAACAGGCAAACAACAAUGCUGCGCCAAAUGUCGUUUUCAUAAACAAUCAACCCAUGGUUGCAACCAUAGCACCGUUUACAGCGCGGACGACGUCUUCGCCCCAAUUCUUGAAUUGUUUUGGCAGCUGCCUCACCACCUCCGAGUACAAUCCGGUUUGUGCGAGCAAUCAGCAGCAAUAUCAGAAUCCGCAGAAGUUCGAUUGUGCACGACAAUGCGGGGCAGAUAUCCAAAUAGUGCGGCGCGGCGCCUGCGAGGGUCUUUUCCCAAUGCAACGUGGGUAGCUACAUUAUUGAAGAUACGUAUACGUUUUAUAUAUGGUACUUUGGAAACUACCGAACUGAUUUGCUGUACAAUUGCUCUCUCUCUCUAACUAUUUACAGAGUGAUAGCUAUUUAGUUGAUAAUAAUUUGUUUUAAAUAUUCAGUGUUCUUGUUCUAUUCGCCAACAGUCAAUAAAUAUGGUGAUACCUGUUUUUUAUAUUUUUUGCGUCAAAAAGUAAA
Bactrocera oleae (olive fruit fly) is the source of this 1598-nucleotide messenger RNA. RefSeq lists its product as uncharacterized. The record is from RefSeq and is a predicted model, not a curated record. Gene Ontology annotation, molecular function: serine-type endopeptidase inhibitor activity; protein binding. NCBI's taxonomy places the organism in Eukaryota, Metazoa, Arthropoda, Insecta, Diptera, Tephritidae.